UUCUGAAGCCACCGUUUUUGUGCUGACUGGUCUAUUUACAUUUUAUUUUAGGAUUUAAGAGGGUUUGUUAGGCAUAAAGUUACAUAAUGUCAGGACUACACAAUGCAAACCAUGUACAGUGAUUCUGAAAUUUGGCAGGGUUUUCAUACAUCCCAAGGAAACAUGUUUUUCCAGGACUUAAACCUGAUCAGAAUAUAUCUGGUCCCAUUAUAGCUUUUCACAAAAUAUGAAUCCUGCCAUAGCGCAGCAGUCCAGAGUUAAGUUACCAGAUCAGGAUAAACCAGGUCCACUGGGCUCUGUGGAACCACCCCUGGGGAGGAGCAUGCUGCUGAUCCAGCCCUCAUUCAAAAACUUAAAAGGCAGAAUGGCGUCCCGGCACCGUGAGGAAAAUCUCUCAUGCCCCAUAUGCGGAGUUAUCUUCAACCAGCCUGUGGUGCUCUCCUGCCGACACAGGUUCUGUAAAGCUUGCCUUCUGGACAGCUGGAAAACUCAGGGCACUGAGGACAAUCUUUACUUCUGCCCUCUGUGCUGGAGACAGUCCUCUAAGAAUGAGAUCGUGGUGAACACCAAACUGGAGAAUACCUGUGAGUCCUUCAGGAAGGAGAUGAGCAGGAACAACCCUAUGGCGUGCGAGGAACAUGGAGAAGCACUCGUGCUCUUUUGUCUGGAUGAUCUGCAGGCCAUAUGUGUUGCGUGCCAGACAUCGGCAGCACAUGCAGGGCACAGGCUCUACCCCGUCAAGGAAGGUGCACAUGACUGUAAGGAGGAACUCAAGGCUGCAUUGGCCCCUUUGAAGGAGAAGCUGCAGUUGUACAAGAAGGCUUUGAUCGUCUGCGAUGAAACAGCAGAACACAUCAAAAAUCAGGCUGAGCACACCGAAAGUCAGAUAAAGGAUGAGUUUGAAAUCCUUCACCAGUUUCUGAGAGAUGAAGAAACAGCCAGAUUAAAUGCUCUGAAGGCAGAGGAAGAUCAUAAGACACUACUAAUAAAGGAGAAGAUUGAGGAGUUGUCCAAAGAACUGAUGUCCCUCUCAAACACCAUCAAAACUGUAGAGCAAGAGAUGAGAUCUCAGGACAUCCCAUUCUUACAGAACUACAAGGAUACUAUCAAGAGAACCUGGAGUAUGCCACUCGACCCAUUGAUGAAUUCUGGAACUCUAAUUGAUGUGGCAAAGCACCUUGGCUCUGUAAGGUUCCAAAUCUGGGACAAGAUGAAGACCAUAAUUCAGUACAACCCUGUGAUCCUGGAUCCCAACACAGCUGCUAGCUGCUUCAUUCUGUCAGAGAAUUUGACCAUGGUUCAGUGCUGCUCCCAGGUCUUCAAACUCCCCAACAACCCCGAGAGGUUCGACAUCAGUGCUGAGUUACUGGGCUCUGAGGGAUUCCACUCUGGGCGCCACAGAUGGGAUGUGGAGGUAAAGGAUAACACAUACUGGGUAAUAGGCGUAGCAAGUGAGUCCAUCAACAGGAAGGGCAAGCAUGUGCUGACGCCGGCUGAGGGCUUCUGGACCAUACGCUUCCGCAACGGCGAGCACAAAGCGUGCACAGCACCUUGGGCGCCCCUGACUAUGACCACGUUUCCCCAGGUCAUCAGGGUGGUGGUUGACAUGGACAGGGGAAAGGUGGCUUUCUUUGACCCCAAGGAGAGGACGCCCCUUUAUACCUUUACAGACCUCGUCUCGCCCAGAGUUUUCCCUUACUUCUGCACCGUCUGUAAGGAGCACCCACUGAGACUGCUCCCUGUUAAGUUGUCUGUUACUGCAGAGUGCUAGAAGGUUCAUGAGGAUCAAUACAAACAUGCAGCAGAGGCUUAGUUACAGACAUUGAUUCAUUUUACUGCCUAUUUCCUUAGUGAGGUGAGGACGUUCCUCCCUGUAAAAAGGCAAAAGUCCAAAACUAACUGUACAUUACCCUUCAUAACUGACUGAAAAUUCUAGUCCCGUAAUCAAAAGUGUAAUCAAUGUAGACAUCUACAAUCCUUGAUGCAAGAAAAGUAACCUUUAUUGAAACAGUUUUAUUUGUCUUAUCGACUGUGACAAAUAUUGGUAGGCUUUGCCAGUGUUCACAUGGUUAUAUGCUUACCAGUUGUGGUACUACUGUGGAUGGCAAUCAUGUCCUGUAUAUGAAGGUAUAGUAUAGUACAUAGGCAAUGCAGUGGUCCUUUGUGACUCCCACUACCAACACCAAGGUUGUGGGUUUGAAUCCUGCAGAGGUCACAUACAUAUCUAGUAGACAAAACAAUGUAAAAUACAUACAGCAUAUUCACCAAAUGGUUGAGUGAAGAUCAAUUCAGAACAAUGAGCAUAGUGAUAUUAAAAGGUAUUUUAACAAUAAACAAAAUGUUAUCAAUAGUUAUGCAUGUUCUUUGUAGGAAAAUUAAGUUAUUAAAUGUGAAACAUGUCUUUCUAGAUAUUUAUGUACUCAGUCAAUGUCAGUUGUGAAAAAAGGUACUUUUUGAUGAUCUGUUGUGUAGAGUGGUGAAAUAUGACCACAUUGUGUGAACAGUAUGUGCACAUCUAAAUAAAACUGGAAUUUACCAAUUCUCUCACUCUUCCCAAUGUUGUGCUGUCCGAUUAAAAAGUAUUGAAUUGCCUCAUCACAUCCCCUACCAAGCCUUUGUGGGACAGUAUAACAUCUCACUAAGCCGCUCUGCUUAUGACACUGCUCCAUCAACAAGGAAGUACUGUUUUUGUUUGUUUGUUUUUGAAAAUAGAUGUCUGAUGUUCUUAAGAACAUCUGAAAAUAUUUUGGUGAGCUCUGAGGUUGAACUUGCU
Esox lucius (northern pike) is the source of this 2773-nucleotide messenger RNA. It is a transcript of the gene trim35-13, whose product is annotated as tripartite motif containing 35-13. Gene Ontology annotation, molecular function: protein binding; zinc ion binding. NCBI's taxonomy places the organism in Eukaryota, Metazoa, Chordata, Actinopteri, Esociformes, Esocidae. The transcript has 6 exons. Bases 227 to 1771 code for a protein of 514 amino acids. The record is from RefSeq and is a predicted model, not a curated record.